This is a messenger RNA of Plasmodium gonderi, 879 nucleotides long. RefSeq names its product variable surface protein. NCBI's taxonomy places the organism in Eukaryota, Apicomplexa, Aconoidasida, Haemosporida, Plasmodiidae. The coding region runs from base 1 to 879 and encodes 292 amino acids. The record is from RefSeq and is a predicted model, not a curated record. The transcript is spliced from 3 exons.
AUGCAGGGAACUAAAAAUGUGAAUGUAAAUUUCGAUUUUUCCGGGAUAUUUCCGACAUGUAUGUAUGAGUUUAAUACUGCUAUACGACCUGCUGAUUUUGAAAAACGUCGAAAAUACAAUAAUUUGUGCAAAAAUAUAGGUAAGGCAUUAGCCAAUAAUGAUCCCAGCUUUACUCUCACAUGUGAAGAUCUUAGCCUUUAUUUAGAGCAUAUAAAAGGAAAAGGGGACAAUGAAAAAAAAAGAUACUGUAAAUAUUUUUUCCAUAAGCUAAAUAACGAGCUAAAAGAUCAAAGCUAUUCUUGCGUUGGCGAGAAAAAAUGUUACGACCAAAUAAUAAGUACAGAACAGAGCGAUAAUAAUAACCUAUUCAAAAUAUGUCAUGGUGAAUAUAACGAUUUUGAUGAAAAAAUAUACACAAUAUUUGAUUAUUUGGAUAAAUUAUACACAGAGCUGAAAUGGUUUAGUUACGAUAUAUAUAAAUGCCUUUCCGAUUCUGAUCCUUUUAAUGAAUAUAUGAAAUUUUUAAGAGAUUUUCAUAAUAACAUCACUUUGCAAAGUGUACUAGAUGAAGCUAAUGAAAAAUACAACAAUUAUCGCAGAAAAUUACGAGACUGUUCUGUUGCAGCAAAUCUUAUUUAUUACUCUUCUUGGACAGUUGGCAUCUUGUUUGUUUUAACCUUUUCUAUAAUCAUAUUUAUAUUAAUUUUAUAUAAGUAUACCUCUUAUAGUCCAUAUAUACAACAAAUUUUAAGUAACCUAAAGCAUCUGUGGAAUAACAGAAGUGAAGAACAACAUGAAUUAUAUAAUUUAUUUGAUAGAGAGUACAAAAAUUUAACUUAUAAUAGUUACCGAAUAUUAUAUAACACUGCUCAGUAUUAA